Messenger RNA from Zootermopsis nevadensis, 4954 nucleotides. It is a transcript of the gene S1P, whose product is annotated as membrane-bound transcription factor site-1 protease. The record is from RefSeq and is a predicted model, not a curated record. Gene Ontology annotation, biological process: proteolysis. NCBI's taxonomy places the organism in Eukaryota, Metazoa, Arthropoda, Insecta, Blattodea, Termopsidae. Gene Ontology annotation, cellular component: Golgi apparatus. Gene Ontology annotation, molecular function: serine-type endopeptidase activity.
AACUCACAUUCAAUCAUCUGUGCCCACAUGAAUCUGAAUUUAAAAUGGCGGCGUGUGGAGGAGGUGAAGUUUGUUAGUAUUGGUAUAUUGCCUAUUCGACAAUAUUUUAUCAUGAGGUGGUUUGUAUGGGAGAGAGUUUAAGACGUGAUCGUUGAAAGGGCUUGUGAUGUGGCUGUGGCUGUCUGUUAUAAUGUUCCUGCAGUAUGAGGAAUUAUGUACUUGUAUGCCAACAUAAGUGUUUUAAUUUGUAUUGUUGACCGUUAGAGAAGUCGUGAGUAUGGACUGUAUCAUCCAGAAUCAGUGACUAGCGGUAGAGAUGGCAUGGUAUGGUGCUAUAGAAAAUCUCCUUACGCGGUGUGAUAAGUUUUAUGGAAGUCAUGAAGUUGAAAGUGAGGUUAAGACAAAGACACUUUAGGUGCAUACCGUUUCUUCUUCUAUUGUUAACACAUACGUGGUCUGUAGGAACACUGGAAGAACGAUCUGAUGACAAGUGGAUGCAUUUUCGAUGCAAUGAUACAAGUUCUGUUCAAAUGGUGAAGGUCAAAUUCUCAUCCCAAGUAGUGAGAAAUGAAUAUAUUGUUGCAUUUAAUGAUUACUACAAAACAAAUACACGAGAAAAGUUUAUCACUGCUGCACUCAAUGGAUCUGGAGUGGAAAAUUGGAAGAUUUUAACUCGGAACAACCCAGCAAGUGACUAUCCCAGUGAUUUUGACGUUGUUUUGUUGGAGGAAACAGAGAAGUUGAGUGGAUUGGCAGCACUUAAUAGGCAUCCAUCAGUACGGCGUGUGACUCCACAACGAGUAGUACAUCGAACCUUAAAGUAUGUCAACCUUACUGAUUCCAAGGCAGAUUGUUUGGGUCCUGGCUGCUCCUAUCAUACCUGGCAGUCAUCUCGCCCAUUGCGGAGAUCCAGUUUAGCCAUUAAUAAUCAGUUUUGGCAGUCUACAGGGAGGCAUACUAGCAGACGGUUGUUGAGAGCUAUUCCAAGGCAAAUUACCACAAUACUACAAGCUGAUGCCCUAUGGAGUAUGGGAAUAACAGGAACUGGUGUGAAGGUUGCAGUGUUUGACACAGGCUUAGCAAAGACACAUCCACAUUUCAAGAAGAUAAAGGAGAGGACGAACUGGACAACUGAAAAGACUUUAGAUGAUGGACUUGGUCAUGGAACAUUUGUAGCUGGAGUAAUUGCUUCAAGUCAGGAAUGUCUAGGGUUUGCACCAGAUGCAGAGCUACAUGUGUUCAGGGUCUUCACGAAUAAUCAGGUAUCAUACACCUCCUGGUUUCUCGAUGCUUUUAACUAUGCCAUCUUAAAAAAGAUUGGGGUUCUGAAUUUAAGUAUUGGUGGGCCUGACUUUAUGGAUCACCCAUUUGUUGAUAAAGUAUGGGAGUUGACUGCAAACAAAGUGAUUAUGGUGUCAGCUAUUGGCAAUGAUGGACCUCUGUAUGGAACACUAAACAAUCCAGCAGAUCAGAUGGAUGUUAUUGGUGUGGGAGGUAUAAAUUUUGAAGAUCAAAUAGCAAAGUUUUCUUCCAGAGGAAUGACUACAUGGGAACUUCCACAGGGAUAUGGCCGAGUGAAACCAGACAUUGUUACUUAUGGGUCUGCUGUGAGAGGAUCAAGUAUUAAAGGCAGUUGUCGAACUCUGUCUGGCACCAGUGUUGCUUCACCUGUUGUAGCUGGAGCAGUGACUCUCUUAGCUAGUGGUGUGUUGCAUCGUGGGAAUGCCAUCAAUCCAGCCAGUAUGAAGCAGGCUCUUAUGGCUUCUGCUCGGAGACUGCCAGGUGUCAAUAUGUUUGAGCAGGGUCAUGGCAAACUUGACCUGCUCAAGGCGUACCAGAUUUUGAACAGCUACAAACCUCAAGCCAGCCUAAGUCCUAGCUACGUGGAUCUUACUGAGUGCCAGUACAUGUGGCCAUACUGUACACAGUCACUGUACUAUGGUGCAAUGCCGACAAUUGUAAAUGUCACUAUUCUGAAUGGUUUGGGGGUGUCAGGCCAUGUUGUAGGCAAGCCACAGUGGCACCCUUACACUCCACAGUUUGGUCAGUACUUGGAUAUAGCGCUGACUUUUUCUGAACUGCUGUGGCCUUGGUCAGGAUGGAUGGCAGUAAGCAUUGCAGCUGCCCGAACUGCUGCCAGCUGGGAAGGCAUUGCACAGGGACACAUUGCACUUACUAUAGAAUCCCCACCGGAAGAUGGUGAGACAGAAUCACGACAGUCAUCUGUGAAACUUGCGAUCAAGGCCAAGAUAAUACCUACACCUCCGAGACACAAACGCAUUUUGUGGGAUCAGUAUCACAAUCUCCGGUACCCACCAGGGUAUUUUCCUCGGGAUAAUCUCCGUAUGAAGAAUGAUCCUCUGGAUUGGAAUGGAGACCAUAUUCAUACAAAUUUCAAGGAUAUGUACCAGCAUCUGCGUAACAGUGGCUACUAUCUGGAAGUACUGGGGUCUCCAUUCACCUGCUUUGAUGCAUCUCAGUAUGGAACGGUGCUGUUGGUUGAUGCUGAGGAGGAGUACUUCCCUGAGGAAGUAGCCAAACUGAAGAGAGAUGUUGACAAUGGACUGUCUCUUAUAGUUUUUGCUGAUUGGUACAAUGUUACAGUCAUGAAAAAAGUCAAGUUUUAUGAUGAGAACACCAGGCAGUGGUGGAUGCCAGAUACUGGUGGUGCCAAUGUUCCGGCUUUAAAUGACUUGCUUUCAUCAUGGGGCAUUGCCCUGGGAGACAGGGUGUUUGAAGGGGACUAUACUAUUGGUGACCACGAUAUGUAUUAUGGCUCUGGUACCACAAUAGCCCGUUUUCCUGAUAGUGGGAUUGUCAUUUCUCAAAAACUGAAAGAUCAAGGCCAAGAAGUUUUGGGUCAGGAAACAGAGAUCACAGAAAAUGUUCCUAUCUUGGGAUUGCUUCAGAGUAGAGCUGCUGAGAAGAGUGGGAGGGUUGUUAUUUAUGGAGAUUCAAACUGUUUGGACAAUAGCCAUCUUCAGAAAGAUUGUUUCUGGAUGUUGGAUGCUCUUUUAGAGUACACAUCAACUGGACAUUUACCAUCAAUAUUUAAGGAUCAUCAGUCACAGUUCAUAAACAAAAUCACAGACCUUCCUCAGAGAAUGGAGGGUAAUCAUCUAUACAGGUAUUCCAAGGUGCUAGAAAAUCACAUGGGUGCAUUGCAGACAAGAGCAUUGCCUCCAUGUCCACACCUUGUGUGGGCACAGCCCAUACCACUCAACAAGUCCGCACCAACCAAUCUCUACAAGUCACAGAAGCUGCUGUCUCUGUCCAUUGAGGUGCCAAUGUGGCGUAUGGGUCCACCACCAAAAGGAGGUGCAGUAGGCCAGGCAGAGGGGUUAUCAGGAGAGUUUUGGAGUUGGCGUGGUGAAGGAACAGGGAUUGGAGAAUAUGAUGAAGACAGCCUAAGCUUCAUCCCUGCUGUGGCUUUGAUGCUUCUUUCUUGCAUAGUGGUAUUUCUAGCAUAUCGGUACUACCGCCAGCGAACACGGCCCCGAAGGAAGCGUCCGCCACGUCUCAGAAGAAUCAUGGCUGUUUUGAAUGCAGGUCGUGUCCCAGCAGUUUAACAGAAUGUAGUGAAAUAAUGUCUUCCAAAGCGGUACAGUGUGCCAAACAACUUAUCUGUGUUGUUACCAAGCAUAGAACAUCAUCACAAUUUUUAAUGUCUUACAUCUUUUCUUGUAUUAUAAUUAAAAGUGUAUGUUAUGAUGCACAUGAGAAUGCAGACAUAAUCCCAGUGAUAUGUGUAGCAUAAUUUACCAUACCAUACAAUGGUUAGGAAAGACUAAACCAGACAGAUGUAUUUCAGGUGUCAUUAUCACAUUCAUUCGCUCGCACUUCGACUAUAUAUAUAUAUAAGUUUAUCAUUUUUAUCCACAUUUUAUUGCCAUUGCACUGAUAAAUUAAAUGUCAUUAAGAUGUAUUAUGACUAUUUUUAUUGUGUUGUCUAUCAUUUUGUAAACAUUUUAUUUUUAAAAUGUUAUAUGAAUUUACUUUAACUUUAAAAUAAUAUAAAGUUUAUUGUUUCAUGUGUAAAUUACAGCAUUUACCUUUUAUCAAAUGUCUUACCAGUGUCCACCCUCUUCCUCACUGAAACAAGAGUGGAUUAAUGUACUCGACUUUGGGGUACACAUAUAUUCCAAAUGUGUUCUUACAUACUCAUUGUUGUUGAUGGUAAAUAAUGAUAAACAUUUACGUUAUCAGAUAAGAUAAUAAUUCUGUACAUAUCAGUUAGUCCUUAUUCUGAUAAUCACAUAAAGAAUUCAGAACAUAUUUAAUUUUAUGGCUUACAUUACAUGCCAUACUUAAAAGUGUGAGCAGUUAAAAGGAAAAUACCUGUUAGGCUAAAAGUUGGAGAACAGCCAGCUUAAUAUAGUCAUUUUUACUUGUUUCUCCAGUUAACCUUGCUGUUAUCUAAGUACAGGUAUCUAAAUUCUAAAUUGCAACAGGGUGUCUGUAUAUGUGAAUGAACUACACUAAAAUCUAACAUUUAUUUGUGCCACAAAUUUAACAGACUUCAAUGAAUGAACAGUGUGUUUAUUUUUUCAUGAAAGGUCACAUAUUUUUUUCUUUUUUAAGAUUAUAAUCUUUGCUCGAAAGAGAUCUUUUGAUUUGGAUAUUAGUGUGGAACUUGCAAUAAGAGCAUUAGAAAAAGUGUGGUAUAAAUUUGACUAUCAUGUAGAUUCCGUGACAUUAUCAAUUUCAAGGAGAAUCCCAGUAUUGCUAAAUACACUCCCAUGACAAUGUGCAAAGGGAAAGUACUAUCUGGUCUCUUGACACAAUAUACUAUAAUCUGAAAUACCCAGUGUCCAUGCUGUUGUAUUUCAGAUUGGUAGUGUUUGCCUUAAUACUCUCCACAUAAAUGAAUAGGGCAUAUGGCUUCCAAAUGUAUUGAAAUUACUGUAUUUCCUUGUAAGUGAAGUAACUGGUUUAAAUAUAAAUUUACUCAGUU